GCUCGGAACGGCCAGGAUGGAGAAGGCGGAGCUCUGUUCAUCCAGCGAGACUUGAUCGUCAGCAACAGCGGCGUCAAGUUCGAGAACUGCAGAGCAUCAGAAGGAGGCGGCCUCUACACUUUCGGCAGCUUCUUGCAAGAAGCAGAAAGCAUGGUGACCUUCGAGAACUGCACGGCUUUUAGAGCUUCGGUUGCAUCCGGCAUCCCUCUGGGCUACGGGACGAAGAAGGAGACAGCACUGGUUUCGGCGGCGGAGGGCGAGAUCUGGAGCCAGGGCAGCAGUGUUCUUGUGACUGGCGCCAGUGGGAGUGUGCUGGGAGGCGGCCUCUACGCUGGCAACCUCUUCACUGGCGGCAGCUUCUUGCAAGAAGCAGAAAGCACGGCGACCUUCGAGAACUGUCGCGACGGUGGAGGUGCACACGUGAAAACAUUCACACAGGGAGCCAAGAGCUCCGCCAUCUUCCGCAGCUGCAGCACGGCUUCCUUUGGAGCCUGGGCAGCGUUCUUGUGA
Messenger RNA from Symbiodinium necroappetens, 510 nucleotides. The record is from the annotation of a GenBank genome assembly. NCBI's taxonomy places the organism in Eukaryota, Dinophyceae, Suessiales, Symbiodiniaceae.